UCCCCGCCUCCUCCCUCGUCUUCUGUGGAACUCAGGGAAGAGGUUUGGGAGCCUGAGAGUCGGCUCGGAAAGUGAAGGGUGCGCACCUGGGAAGCUGUUCUUAAUCUCCCUGCUCAGAAUGAGCCAGUCUUGGUGAUGACCCCACCUCCAGAAGCCACCAGACUAUGUGACAGUGGGGGGUUUGGGCCAGCCUUGAGAAGAGCAAGACAUCGGGCCUGAAAAGUUCAGUGACUUGUCCAGGGAAACCCAGUUUGUUUGUGACAGAAUCAGGAGGAAAACAGUGCACUUCGCCCUCUCACAGCUGAACCACAGUUCUCUACUCUCCCAAGAGCAGAAAAUGAACAUACCUCAGGCAUCAGUGUCAUUCAAGGACGUGACUGUGGAGUUCACCCAGGAGGAGUGGUGGCAGAUGGACUCUGCUCAGAGGACCCUGUACAGAGAUGUGAUGUUGGAGAACUACAGCCACCUCGUCUCAGUGGGGUACUGCUUUACAAAACCAGAACUGAUCUUCAUGUUGGAACAAGGAGAAGAUCUGUGGUUAUUAGAGAAAGAAUUUGUAAACAGAAGUUCCCCAGAAGAAUCCCAACCUGAUGAACUCUUACAGGAGAGCCUGGAAAACCAAGGCAAACAUUUGAGGCAAGUUUUAUUCGUCAACAAAUCAUUGACUACAGAGCAAGAAAUUUCAAGAAAACUAUGUACUCUGGACAUAAACAUUUUCCCUGCAGAAACAAUGCCUUGUAAAUUUGACACUACAGGGUCUACUUACUUGCUUCUUAGCUCAUUGACCCCACACUGUCAAUAUUCAAGAAAGAAGGCUUAUGAGCUUAAUGUAUGUGAGAACUGGCUCCUCAGUAUUAAGGAUCGCAGAACUAAUACUGGAGAGAAAUCUUUUGUCUAUAGUAAAAGUGUGAAAGCCUUUGGACAUAAAGACAAAGUUAUUCAGCAUCAGACAAUUCAGACUUUACAGCAAACUUUUGAAUAUAAUAAAUGUGGAAAAGAUUUUCUUGAAAAGACUGCCCUUGUUACAUCUAAGAAUACCCACCCAAAAGUGAAAUCUUAUAAAUUCAAUAAAUUUGGGGAAAACCAAUAUGAUAAAUCAACCUUGAUAAUCUCUCAGAGCAAUCAUCCAGAGGAGAAGAGUCACUACGAGUUUAAUAAAUAUGAAUAUACUAUUGAUAAAAACAGAAAUAAUUUCAGUAGGAUCACUCAAAGAACUGACACAGAAGGGAAAUCUUUUAGCCAAAAAUUACACAUUAGAGAACAGCAAAAAAUUCAUAUAGGGGUGAAACCCUUUGAAUAUGGAAAGAAUUUCAGCCAUAAUUCAACCCUCCCAGUGCAUCAGAGAAUUCACACAAUAGACCAGUCCUCUGACUAUGGCACAUGUACAGAAUCAUUGGCUUACCAGUCAACUUUCAAUGUACGUAAGAGAACUCAAAUAACAGUGAAACCCUAUGAGUGUAAUGAAUGUGGAAAAUCCUGCACUAUGACUUCAUGCCUGAUUCAGCCUCAGAAAAGUCACACAGAGGAGAAACCCUAUGAAUGUCAUGAAUGUGGGAAAGCUUUCAGUGAGAAGUCACGCCUAAGAAAACAUCAGAGAACUCACACAGGAGAGAAACCCUAUAAAUGUGAUGGAUGUGAGAAAGCUUUCAGUGCAAAGUCAGGCCUAAGAAUACAUCAGAGAAUUCACACAGGAGAGAAACCUUUUGAAUGUAAUGAAUGUGGGAAAUCUUUCAACUAUAAAUCAAUCCUCAUAGUACAUCAGAGAACUCACACGGGUGAGAAACCCUUUGAAUGUAAUGAAUGUGGAAAAUCUUUCAGCCAUAUGUCAGGCCUAAGGAAUCAUCGGAGAACUCACACAGGAGAAAGACCAUAUAAAUGUGAUGAAUGUGGGAAAGCUUUCAAACUGAAGUCAGGUCUAAGAAAACAUCAUAGAACUCAUACAGGGGAGAAGCCCUAUAAAUGUAAUCAAUGUGGGAGAGCAUUCGGUCAGAAAUCACAACUCAGAGGACAUCAUAGAAUUCACACAGGGGAGAAACCCUAUACAUGUAAUCAUUGUGGGGAAGCCUUUAGCCAGAAAUCAAACCUCAGAGUACAUCACAGAACUCACACGGGGGAGAAACCCUAUAAAUGUGAUGAGUGUGGAAAAACUUUCAGGCAGAAAUCAAAUCUCAGAGGACAUCAGAGAACUCACACAGGGGAGAAACCCUAUGAAUGUAGUGAAUGUGCCAAAGCUUUCAGUGAGAAGUCAGUCCUAAGAAAACAUCAGAGAACUCACACAGGAGAGAAACCCUAUAAUUGUAAUCACUGUGGAGAAGCUUUCAGCCAGAAAUCAAACCUCAGAGUACAUCAGAGAACUCACACGGGGGAGAAACCCUAUAAAUGUGAUAAAUGUGGGAAAACUUUCAGCCAGAAAUCAAGCCUUAGAGAACAUCAGAAAGCCCACACAGGGAACUAAACAUAUAAAUGUAAUGAAUAUGGAAAAGCUCUGAGCUGGAAAUCAAGUCUCGCAAUACAAAAUAAAACAUAUAGGAGAGAACCCCUAUGAAUAUAAUGAACACUUGGAAGUUUCUCUGCAAGAUACCAGCUUUCACUAAACAUCAGAGAACUUACACAAGAGAGAAAUUCUUGGAAUAUAUUUUACACGGGCAGUCUCAUCUUGAGUGCAGUCCUCAUUGUAGAUCAGAGAAUUCAAUCCAGCAAAGAAACUCUGUAAACAUAAUGAAUAUAAGAAAUACCCUGUGCAUUCAAUCCUCGGAAAACUCACACUGCAGAAGAACCCUGGGAAUGUAAUGAAAAUGUCAAAACUUUGUCCCAGCAAUCAAAAUUCAUUCAUCAUCAGAGAAAUCAAACAGAAAAUUGAGAAUGUAAUAAAUGUGAGAUAACCUUUAGCCAAAAGCCAGCUUUCUCAGUAAAGCAGAAAAUACAUAGAGACCUCACAGUAUAUCAGAACAGACAAGAAAUCAGGGUAAUGGAUGUGGGGAAUCCUUCUACUAUAAGUCAAACCUCAAUUUGACUAACACAAGGUAAUAACUAUAUGACAUGUAAUGACUAUUAAUUGUUCACCAAUAACCAUUUCCUUUUUUCUCAUGCCACACCUCAUCUAAAUUUCUCAACUACUCUGUCAUCCAAAUGAGAUCAUAUUUUUAACCUCUGGAUAGUGAAAUUUAGAGGUCAAUGACAAGUCUUACUAAAUACACCUCUCAAAUUCUUAAUGUUUUCUCCUGUCCCUUGUCAGAAUGGAGUGGAGAUUACCCCCAGCAAAACCAAAGGGGCUCGUGCAUGGAAGAUGAAAGAGUACAAAGUAGAAAGAAACAGGGCCAAAGAGUGACUGUUGAAUGAAAUUUUCUUCUGCAUGUACACAGACAUUUUGCUGUGAUGAAAUAAACUUGUUCUCUGCUGGGCUUCUACAGUUUGGGUAUGCUUAAUACUGAUAUUUACUCACCAACCCUCAGUUAACAAAGCCUAUGAAUGUGAUUUCUGUGGACAUGUGAACUCAGUGUAGUGUAUCAGAAAUAUCACACAGGAAAAACCCCUGACAACAUCCUGAAUGACCAUAGUUUUUACCCACAAUUCUUCCUCCUCAGUCAGGUAGAUAUCAGGGGAAGAUAUCUAACAUUACAAUAUAUAUAGGUAAUCCUUUACCCAAAAAAUGAUAUCUCAUUAAAUAUCUGAUAAUCGAGCUGUGAAUGUGUGAAUGCUUUCAGUGAGUCAUCAAAGUUUAGUAUCUCUCAGAG
This is a messenger RNA of Eubalaena glacialis (North Atlantic right whale), 3734 nucleotides long. RefSeq names its product zinc finger protein 782 (gene ZNF782). The coding region runs from base 338 to 2455 and encodes 705 amino acids. Gene Ontology annotation, biological process: regulation of DNA-templated transcription. The transcript is spliced from 7 exons. The record is from RefSeq and is a predicted model, not a curated record. NCBI's taxonomy places the organism in Eukaryota, Metazoa, Chordata, Mammalia, Artiodactyla, Balaenidae.